Molecule: messenger RNA, 531 nt
Organism: Colletes gigas
Lineage: Eukaryota; Metazoa; Arthropoda; Insecta; Hymenoptera; Colletidae
Product: acyl-coenzyme A thioesterase 13-like
Exons: 3
Coding region: 109-531 (140 amino acids)
Molecular function (GO): fatty acyl-CoA hydrolase activity
Source: RefSeq, a predicted model, not a curated record
AAAAUAAAUCUUACGUUAGUGCAUGAAAGAAGUGCAUCAGUUUAUGUUAUAAGAACUAAAUAUUUUACAGCGUAGAAACGUAAAAAAUACAUAUACUAUACAGAAAUCAUGACACGCGGCGUUGAAACUAUUAAAGCAAUUUUGAAUACCAUUGGUAAGAAACCCAAUUUUGGACAGUGCUUAAAAAAUCUUCAAGUAAUUUCAGCAGGAGAUGGAAAUUGCAAGGCACGACUCAUUGUUUCCGAGGAUCAUUUGAAUCUAGGUGGUACAAUGCAUGGUGGUUUUACGAGUACUCUCAUCGAUUGUGUUUCUACGUAUGCUUUGAUGACCCAUAAGAACGGUGUGCCGGGAGUUUCAGUGGACUUAAACGUUUCGUUUAUGAAACCUGCUCUUCCCGGCGAAUUGAUAACAAUUGAUGCUAGAACUGUACGUGCUGGGAAAACCUUAGCUUUCCUUGCAGUGGAUAUCACAAAAAACGAUGGGAAAGAUCUUAUCGCUCAUGGAAGACACACAAAAUUUGUUGCAAAGUGA